This is a messenger RNA of Drosophila kikkawai, 817 nucleotides long. Its product is annotated as probable pseudouridine-5'-phosphatase. The record is from RefSeq and is a predicted model, not a curated record. NCBI's taxonomy places the organism in Eukaryota, Metazoa, Arthropoda, Insecta, Diptera, Drosophilidae. Gene Ontology annotation, molecular function: phosphatase activity.
CUGUGUUUAGUAAACAAAUCACCGGGUGGUCAACAGGAAAUAAAUUUACUCUUUUACAGGAAAUCAACGUAAUGGGCACCAAAGUGCUGCGAAAGGUGACGCACUGCCUCUUCGAUAUGGACGGCCUGCUGCUGGAUACGGAGCGCCUUUAUACGGAAGCGUCGAAAAUGACACUAGGUCCAUACGGCAAGACUUUCACGUUCGAAGUGAAGGAGCAAAUGAUGGGCCUGCAAACGCGGGAGGCAGCGGAAUUCAUGGUCAAACACUACGGCCUACCUGUACCAUGGGAAGAGUUGGCCCAGCAGCAGCGCUCCAAUACCGAGAAACUGAUGCGGAAUUCUGAAUUAAUGCCAGGAGCUGAUCGCCUUUUGCGUCACCUCCACGCCAACCAGGUGCCCUUUGCACUGGCCACCAGCUCCAGCGCCGAAAUGAUGGAGCUAAAGUUCACCGAUCACCAGGAGCUGUUCGAUCUGUUCAACCACAAGGUGUGCGGCACUGACAGCGAAGUUGCGAACGGUAAGCCCGCGCCCGAUAUCUUCCUGGUGGCUGCUGGCAGAUUUGUAAAGCCGCCCGCUGCCGCCGACUGCUUGGUGUUCGAGGAUUCGCCCAAUGGUGUGGCAGCAGGCAAUAGCGCCGGCAUGCAAGUGGUCAUGGUGCCGGAUCCUCGACUGUCCCCGGAGAAGUGCUCUCACGCAACUCUGGUUCUGCGUUCCCUUGCUGACUUUAAACCCGAGCAAUUCGGACUGCCUCCGUUCGAGGAUUGAUUUUUAUUCCAGCUUAAGAAGCGUAAUACAAACAAAUAUAUAUAUAAAUGGUA